Lycium barbarum (goji berry) is the source of this 1026-nucleotide messenger RNA. RefSeq lists its product as uncharacterized. Lineage: Eukaryota; Viridiplantae; Streptophyta; Magnoliopsida; Solanales; Solanaceae. Bases 1 to 1026 code for a protein of 341 amino acids. The transcript has a single exon. The record is from RefSeq and is a predicted model, not a curated record.
AUGUUACAGGCUGACCAAACAAUCGAUUACACCAUGUUAGAACCGGGGACUAGAAAGCGAAAGCGGGUGAGCUCAGAGCCAAGAACUUCGGGGACAACACUUGAUGCUCAUAUUCUUGAGCCCGAAGACUUGGCCACUGAUGAUGCGGAGAUAGCUCCUAGCACUGCACCUCAAGCUCCGGGGGCUGACCCUCCGAGUUCAUCCACUACAGUCCCCGUUGCUCCUGUUCCACCAUCCACCACAGCAGCUCGUGGAGUGUCUACCGAGGGUAUGCGAGUGCUAUGGGCCGCAGAUGCUAAAGUUAAUUGGUUGGUUGAGAGGCUGCCCAAUUUUGUGAAAGAGGCGAUAGAGGCACCAAUGGCACCCUACACUCAGGCGAUCACAGAUAUUAGGAAAGAGCAGGACAAAAUUAAGGAGCAUGUUCGCCACAUUGAUCGUCGGCUGGAGCAGAUUGAGGGGGGCAGUACAGGCGGCCUUCCUGCCAUUCGGGCGGACUUAGCUAAGGUCAAGGAGGACAUUCGAGUAUUGAAAGUCCCCGACAUUGAGCUCAGUGCACCCAUUCUACCAUCUGGUGCCUCCUUAUUCUCCACUGGGCCCACAGCUCCUGCCAUGCCUUCGGGAAAAGGGGUGGAGGAGCCAACUGGGGAGGAAGAAGAAACUGAGGAAGAAGAGGAAGAAGAGGAGGAAGAAAGUGAGAAAGAGUUUGACGAGGAGCUGGAGGUUGACCUAGCUGUUGAGGAGGCACGUACUUCCGCCCGGGCUGCUGGUAUCGCUGAGGAUGAGAUUGACACAUAUGUGGCCAUGCAACAGUCCCUAGAGGCGAGCAGGAAAUCCAGGGGGGCCUCUCGACCCCCGAGGGAGGGGGAGGCCAGUUCAUCCACCGCUCCUCCAGUUGACACACGAUUGCCCCCAUCUGUGGGGCCUGAGAUAUUGACACCCAGGCUGGAGGAUGAUACUGCACCGCUCCCAUUGAUAGUACCUCCGUUGGAAGUCCUCCCUGCUGAUCAGACACCAUCGGACGCCUGA